AUGCCUUCAACAUCACAUCUAUCUAAUAUGGAAACAACAACUAGUUCCAUAGAUAAUAAUACAAUUUCAAAUAAUAAACCAAUUUCAUUAUCAAAACUACCUACAAUCGAAACUACAAAUUUAUCAAACCCAAGUAACAACAACAAUAAUCAAUCAAAUAUAAACUUUUCAUCUCCUCGUACUUCAUUAUCUCAUAGUUAUCCAUCUCAUUCACAUCCAAACUCUCAUUUAUAUAAUAAUCAUCAAUUUUUACUGCCAAAAUCAUCAAGACCUUCGACAUCAUCAUUAUCAACAUUAAAUUCAUCAUCAUCAUCUUCUACAUCAUCAUCUCCAAUAAAUAAUAAUAAUACCGGAUCAAUUUCUGGAAAUCAUAAUUUUGCAAUUAAUUCACCAUCUCCAACAACUCCUACUUUUGCAACUAGUUUUCCCUCAUCAAUUCAAGAACAAAGAAUUAAUGAUUUUAAUCCAUGUGAUUUUGAUUUUAUAUUUGAUGUAAGACCAUAUAAUUCAUAUUGUAAAAGUAGAAUUACAAAAUCAGUUAAUUUAUGUUUACCAACUACUUUAUUAAAAAGAAAUUCCUUAUGUCUUAAUGAUUUAAUAAAUAUGGUUGAUUUAUCAACUGAACUAAAAGAUACCAUAAUUAAUCAUAUAAAGAAUGAAAAUGAACCAGAAAAGAAAUUAAAUAUAUUACUAUAUGAUCAAUGUUCAACUAAUGAAGCAAUAACUUUCCCAUUAUAUCAAACAAUUUCAAAAUUUGAAAAAUUAAAUAAUAAAUUUGAAAUUUACUACCUUAAUGGAGGAUUUUCAAAUGUUUUAACUCAAAAACCUGAAUUUAUUGAAAAUACAUCAAUAAAUUUAAAUUCAAAUGGUCAUCGAAAAACAAAAAGUCUUUCUGGUUUUACAUUACCAUCUGCAAGUAAUUUUAAAACGAAAUUUGUACAAAGUAUAAAAAAGAAUAAUGAUUAUGAUGGUGAUAAAUCCAAGAAAGAAAGUGAACAACUACAAACAUCAAAAACUGAAAGCCCCAUAUCAUAUAAAUAUAAAUUACAAGAUAUUCCAAAAGAUUUAAAAUUACCAGAAUGGUUAAAAUUUUUUAAAGAAUUAUCAAAUGAAGAAAUCAUAAAAGAAUUAAUUAAUAAAUUUAAUAAAAUUGAAGAUAUUGAAAAAAAUAGAUUAAAUAAAAUGGCAUCAAAUUUUAAAUCACCAUCUCAACCAAAUAUUCAAGGACAAGAAAAAAUAUUUUCACCUUGUUGUAUUUCAUGUUCAUCUAUAGAUUUUCAAUUACCAAAGGGGAUAGAAUUUGGUUAUAAAAAUAGAUAUAAUAAUGUUUGGCCAUAUGAACAUUCAAGAGUAAAAUUAGAACAUCAUCAACAUCAACAUAACACUAAUAAUCAACAACAUCGUAAUUCUAGAGAUGACUAUUUUAAUGGAAAUUAUAUAAAUGUAAAUUCAUUAGUUAAAAAUGAUUUUACAUAUAUUGCAACACAAAAUCCAUUAGCUUCAACAAUUGAUGAUUUUUGGACAACAGUAAUUCAAGAAGAUAUAAAAAUUAUAAUAAAUUUAGAUUCCAAACCCAUAGAAUAUUUUAAUCAUUCAUCAAUAAAUUCAAUUGAAACUAUAAAAACAAAUUUUCCAGAUUUUAAAUUAAGAUUAAUUAAUAAAAAUAUUUAUCAUUUUCAUUAUUUAUCCUGGCCAGAUUUUGGUGUUCCCAAAUCUUUUAAAUCAAUAAUUGAUUUAAUUGAAUUUAAAAAUGAAAUUAAAUCUAUAAAACAAAAUAAUAUAUCAAAUAAAAUCUUGGUUCAUUGUAAUGCAGGAUGUGGUAGAACAGGAGUAUUUAUAACAAUUGAUUCAUUAAUUCAAUCUUAUAAGAAUUCACCAGAACAAUUAAUGAAUUCCAAAAUUGAUUUAAUUUACAAAUUAGUUCAACAUCAAAGAAGACAAAGAAUUUCAAUGGUUCAAAAUUUAGAUCAAUUUAUAGUAUGUUAUGAAAUUUUUAUAAAUUAUUAUAAAGAAAGAAAAGAACAAGAAGCGAAACAAAGAGAAUCUCAACAUUUACCAUCUCAACAAUCUCAUCAAAUCCCACAACUAAUCAAUGAAGUAUCAACACCAGCAACAAAUAAUUUGAAUAAUGAACAAGAAUUAAAAUUAGCAAAUAUAUGGGAAAUAAUAAAUAAUGUAGAAAAUUUUUCAACCUACUUAACUCCAAAUAAAACUCAAAAUCAAAUUAAUGGAUUUUUUGAUAAUCCUGGUGAUGUAUCAACAUUAGAUAAACCCUCUAAUAAUAAUAAGGAAAAGAAUUUUAAAUUGAAUUUAAAUUUGGGGAAUCUUGAUGGUAAUUCAGUAAAUGGUGGGAUUUUAAGUAAUGGUAUUAAUAGUGGAAUUGGUGGUGUUAGUGAGUGUGUUAAUGGUGAAACAAAUGGUGGAAAUUCAAGUAAUGGUAAUGGUGGUGGUGAUUAUUUUCAAUUUCAAAAUUCAAUGCCUGUUAGUUCUAGAUGA
Lodderomyces pseudojiufengensis is the source of this 2496-nucleotide messenger RNA. RefSeq names its product tyrosine protein phosphatase (gene PTP2). The transcript has a single exon. Gene Ontology annotation, molecular function: protein tyrosine phosphatase activity. Gene Ontology annotation, biological process: protein dephosphorylation. The coding region runs from base 1 to 2496 and encodes 831 amino acids. The record is from RefSeq and is a predicted model, not a curated record. Lineage: Eukaryota; Fungi; Ascomycota; Pichiomycetes; Serinales; Debaryomycetaceae.